AUGGCUGUUCCUUGGCCAGUUGACUACCAGGCCCUGCCUCAUACAGAUGUUGCCGGUCUGCUGGUUUGUGGGACUAGUUCUAUGUGGGGCUCACUGAAAGGCUGGGAAUCCCAGCGAUGGAGCCAGCCUGCUGGUAAUGAAUUAGGAUGGACAGAAUGGAGAUAUGGAAAAAUAGGACCACUGGGACUGCCUUUGUUCUCCUGGGACUGUUUUACCAAAUCCAGACCCCCCAAGCUACUUUUUACUUUCAUCUUCCUAGUUUUUCUUGUCGCCCAUAUUGUCAAUGUUAUGAUGGUGAUUCUCAUUUGGUUGGACUCUCACCUCCAUACUCCUAUGAAAUUUCUUCUCAGUUAACUUUCUUUGAUGGACCUCUUGUAUAUCUCACUUUUGUCUGGAAAAAACAACAUUUCCUAUACUAAUUGUGUAAUUCAGCAUUUCCUGUUCAUGACUCUGGUGGGAGCAGAGUGCCUUCUCGUGGCAGUCAUGGCUUACGACUGCUAUGUGGCAAUAUUGCAUCCCCUCCACUACUCAGUUCUCAUGUGCCCUACAGUUUGCAUUUUCAUGGUGGUUGGCACUUGGCUGGAUGCACUUCUCAAUGCCUUCAUCAAUGUUGUCUAUGUUCUGAAUCUUCCUUAUUGUGGCUCCAGGGACAUCCAUCAUUUCUUCUGUGAGAUCCCAGCUCUUCUGGAACUUGUUUGUGCUGACACUUCUCUUUAUGAAAAUGGUUUUUUUGUCAGUGGUGUUGUAUUUCUCCUCUUUCCAAUAUCUGCCAUAAUGGCUUCAUAUGGGCAGAUUCUCUACACUGUUUUGAGAUUAGGAUUAAAUAUGGGGAUGAGGAAGACUUUGGCAACGUGUUCUUCCCAUAUGAUUGUGGUGACUCUCUUCUAUGGACUAAUCAUCAUCAAGUAUUUUCUUCUCAAAGCCUAUCACACUGCUGAGCAGGACAAAGUGGUCUCUAUCUUUUACACCAUCCUCACUCCCAUGCUCAAUCCCCUCAUCUACAGUCUGAGAAACAGAGAGGCUGGAGCCCUCAGGAAAGUCUUCAGAAGAAAAGUAACCAUAAGAAGUUGA
Molecule: messenger RNA, 1071 nt
Organism: Orcinus orca (killer whale)
Lineage: Eukaryota; Metazoa; Chordata; Mammalia; Artiodactyla; Delphinidae
Product: olfactory receptor 2T27-like
Biological process (GO): G protein-coupled receptor signaling pathway
Cellular component (GO): membrane
Molecular function (GO): olfactory receptor activity; G protein-coupled receptor activity
Source: RefSeq, a predicted model, not a curated record